AUGUCUAACGAUCCAUCGCUUAGCUGCCAGCAACAGUCAAAGAGCGAUCCGAAAUCAGAUUCUAGUCUCAUCUGCCAACUUGUCGCCCUUUUGAUAAUGUCAGCCCUCCCACCUCUCACCACCACCAAGUUCGACGGGAACCCGUUGAAUUACCUAAUGUUUAAGUCGAAGUUUAUGACGCUGUAUCACAACCGGUGCAGCGACAAAGGAAUUCGACUAGCGCAUCUGCAGGAGCUGCUUGCUACGCAUGUUCUCAACUCGGUAGCUGAUUGUGUGCACGACCCGAGCAAAUACGAAGUGGUUUGGCAUCGACUCGACCAAGAAUAUGGCCAUACCACUAUUAUGGCUCAGACACAUCUGAACAACCUCCUUCGACUUCUGUCUGUGCAGCCAAAUGACAGCGCCAGUUUGAAGACAUUCUCCAACAAGCUUCAUGGGGCUGUCUCCGCUCUGUCAAGAUCUGGACUCGCAAGCGAAUUAGAGUCGCUGGGCAACCUCAUGCAUGUCGUCACCAAACUGCCGAAGACCUUGAGGGAAAGAUGGGGAGAAAAGGUGAUGAAGAUGCAUCCCGCUAUACCUUCAAUUGUCGAUCUAGACGACUGGCUGAACCUCCAGUCGAAGGGUUCAGAUUUCGCAAAAUUAAUGGCUGGCCCUUCAACACUUCCAAGGACUCCACUAGUCGUGCCCAAGAGAAAUGGGAAGGGAUACCCAACUCCCUGUAUGUCUACCAUCAACCACGUCACCACCUCAACGCCCGAAACAAACUUGCUGCCAACGAAAGUGGGAGGUCUGCGGGUUAACCCACCCAAUACAACCUCCUUUAGCCAAACAAAAGGCAGCCCAACGUGCUUUGUUUGCAAAGAGCCAAUCCACAGAAUCGAAGAGUGCAACACCUUCAGGCAGAUGUCUCCAACACAACGAGCGGAGACGGUCUUCAAAGCGGGCAGGUGUCUCCGAUGCCUUGCAGGAAAACACACCAGUCGAUUUUGCAGAUUGAAAUCAAUUCGAUGUAAGGUCGAAGGAUGCAAGAAUCCGGGGCACUCGACGUUGCUUCAUGGUUCCGAGUUUUCUACAAGAAACAAUGCAAGCACCUCAAGUGACUACAAGACUACAUCAGAAUCGAAACCAACAUGUCGAGUGACUUUCGACAACAAAGUAGACGAAGCCUUCCUUGGUGCAGUAUCACGCUCCGGUUCAGACACACCACGUCGAGUGCUUUUCAAAAUUGUUCCUGUUCGUCUACAAUAUGGAGAGAAGGUCUUCGAUACCUUUGGUGUGAACUUAGCACAUAUAACGAAGUCAUCAAAAUACAACAUUUAA
This is a messenger RNA of Daphnia carinata, 1320 nucleotides long. RefSeq lists its product as uncharacterized. The transcript has a single exon. Lineage: Eukaryota; Metazoa; Arthropoda; Branchiopoda; Diplostraca; Daphniidae. The coding region runs from base 1 to 1320 and encodes 439 amino acids. The record is from RefSeq and is a predicted model, not a curated record.